Molecule: messenger RNA, 3544 nt
Organism: Lineus longissimus
Lineage: Eukaryota; Metazoa; Nemertea; Pilidiophora; Heteronemertea; Lineidae
Product: neurotrophin-3-like
Exons: 5
Coding region: 164-925 (253 amino acids)
Biological process (GO): negative regulation of neuron apoptotic process; nerve development; cell surface receptor protein tyrosine kinase signaling pathway
Molecular function (GO): growth factor activity; nerve growth factor receptor binding
Source: RefSeq, a predicted model, not a curated record
GUGACAUGUACCUUGUGUGCUUAUGAUCCUGUUAUCAAAAUCUGAUACGAAACAUGCCGGUGCGGUAUUGCAUCCCUUGCUACAAGUGUCAUUCAAGCUGUAAAGAUUUGAAUAAGUGACCAGUGCAUAAUUCCGUUAAUUUUUUUCCAAUGCCUCUGACCUGAUGAGACCAGACAUGAGCGUGAUUGUGCAAUCUGGAGGGAUAAUUGCAAUGGUUUUCGUUGCUCAGUUUGUCAAAGGAUUCAAUGCAUAUGCCAGAGACACCAUCCCCUAUCCACAUUUGAACCAUUUCAAAAGGAACGGACUGUUCCCCCUUAUACAAACAUACACAGAUAGAAUAAUAAAUGAAUUAGUAAAGGAUAAAACGAUAGCUAUAACUGAUGCAAGAGCAAAAAUGAUAAGGGAUAGACUGCGAGGUUUAUAUAAACAUUUGAAAGAACACCCAGCCUUGAUGGAGCGACGGCUAUAUGUUGGAUCUCGGGCACCUGGUGUAUAUAUGGAUAAAAAACAAAGCAUGGGCUCUUUAGACGUAGAUUCUACGGGAGAGGAGUCGAUCAAAACUUCAAAGAAAAGCAUAGAGUAUGGUAUUCCUCACACCAUUUGUCCAUCCAAAACAGAGUGGCGUCGCCUUUUUGCAGCGAAAGACAUCAACGAUACAAAUGUCGAGGUUUGGCAGCCUCGGCGAGGGACGGACGGACAGCAAUGGUUCUAUACUGUAGAGUGUAAUGAAGAGCGCCUUCAGCGACAAGUCUGUCCAGGAUGCUGCAGUGGUAUUGAUCACGGCCUUUAUACGUCUCGUUGUAUGACAAAGAAAACGUUCAUCAUGGCCUUGGUGAGACGAGAAUUUAGCAAGUCGUGGGAUUGGAACUGGAUCCAGGUGCCUACCAGUUGUAACUGUGCCAUUACAAGAAAGACAUUCUUAUAGGUCCAGGGCUCAUCAACAGGGCCAGUUUGUUCAAAUCUAGUUAGUUACUCGAGCUUAACCUUAACUUGGCGUUUUAUCAAAUGAUCUAACUGGAACAGGACAAGCUAGGUUGACGAUAACGCCAAGAUAGGGACCAACUUGCGUUUUGACAACCCGGCUCUGCUUGGAAGCGCGCGAGCCGUUGUUGUUUUUGUAUAUCCGGUAUAUAUAUAUUUUCCAUGAUUUAAGAACAGUGGAGGAAGUGCAGAAGGAACAACAUGGUCGAGUUCGUCUGGAACCCAAGGGUUGAGCAGGAGUGUCACGUCUUGUCAAAAAUGAUCAUAUCGUAAUAAACUGUACGUGGUAUUGGUCAAAAAAUUUUAACCGAAACAUGACAGAAAUGUUUCGUAAUGUGACGAAAUAAUGUCAUAUUUCUCUUGGUCUUUGUGCAUCUUGUCACGUGCUCCCACCUAUUAUCAUAUGGUCCUUGAUCUCGAGAGGCAAACCGGGUAUGCGAUCGCCCAAAGAUUCAGAACACUCAAAAUUUACGUCUAGUGUUUUUAGUGUUUAUAUCUCGACUUCAAUAUUGAACCGUUAGCUUCAGUAUUAAAGUCAGUCAACUAAAGUAAGAAAACAUUGAAAUCUGAAUGCAAAUGAACCUUCUGGACUUUCGUACCAUUCAGCUCGUGUCCAACUUCAGAUCGCAGCCGAACUGGGCCAUAGUGACGCACCAUCUCUCAUACCGUUACCAUUUUCUCGGGAGUAUCAGUUAUAUGCUCAAAACGUGUUUAUUUGCAAAUUAUUGGCAGUGUAGAUUUUAUGUUCAGGAAUGGAGCAACAUUAAAGCCGUCUGGGAGCAACAAGAACAAGGAAUGGGGCUGGGCUUAACACCCAAGGGACAGUCUACCAUCUGACGUGUCAAUGUAACAACACUUAUACAAAACCAGCUGUGAGUGCAGUAGGUAAACGCAUGAAUGGACAUCAAUCAGCACGUGAAGAACUAGACAAAACUCUAAAAUAUUCACCCGACAUCAUAAAGUGAGGGGCAGACCUAACAAAUGAUCAAUACACUUGGAACGACAUUCAGGCAUUCAGAUCAUGAGAAGGUAACCAGGACUCAACAGAGAUUACGCUGUGAAUUAGAAAUUCUGAUGCUUCUAUUAGAAACAACAACUAAAACGUGAUCUUGAUUAGACUAAAUUGUGAUUAUACAUUAGGUAUAUGGAUAGAUCUAUAAUUUGGACAUAAAAAACAAAUGUUUGUAGUCUCCACUUUUUCCACUUGAAACACGGGAAACGUCGUGGUACUUCAUUUCAGCAAAAAUGAAGAAUAACACGUAGACAAGACACUAAGAUUUUGAAGUAGAUAUUCGCCAAUUUGGUCUUCUUUCGAACAGCAGACCCUUAUUUUCCAGAACUCAGAUGGUAAUUAUUCAUUAAUUCAUUGAACGUACAUUACCAAGACGAACAAAACGAACCUAAUUUUGCCCUUAAACAUGUUAAAGGCACAUCCGUGCAACUUGGACAAAUUUAUAAUGCAUUGAUGCAUUACUAUCCUUUUGGCCUAAUCAAAUGAACACAUGACAUUGCUUGCUGAUCAUGCUAUAACAAGGACCGUAGGUUACUGUUUUUCCUCAAAAAGUACAAAAAACAACUCUGUUUUGCCAAGGCAAACGUUUUGCUUGAUACCAUUACUACAAGUAGAGGUACAUCUAGUAAAUACUUUCAAGCAAAUGUAUUUCCUUCAACAUAUCGCGUCAUAUCAAGCAUGGUUUGAUGAUCCAUUCUUGACAAGUAACAAAUGGCACUAAAUACUACAAAUUUCAAUUCCCCAAGUAUUUGCUAGGUUUUGAUGCAUAUCACUCUGAUUAUAUAUCAUGUCAAGUCGCUCUUAAAUCAGUUAGUUAGUUAUAAUCAUUAGAUGUAAACAUAUAUUAAGUUCUUAUUUGAGAAUUUAAUUAGAUUUGGAAUUGUACUGCUUCCGAAGUUAGAAAAAAUUUACCAAACCUGCUUGUGUAAUAGGGAGUUUUCGCAAGUUUUCGCAAGUCCCCCAAAACGCCAACAUGAAGCCCUAUCUCAUCGUUCGACCUCAUGAUAACGAUUUCGAACACUGGGAUAGGCAUUCACGUUGACGUUACGGGGGCUUUCAAAAACUCCCUUUUAAUAUAUCGUAUACCCACAACCUUCCCUUAAACACAUAACUAGUAUACUUAGUGGAUAUGUGGUGUACUAUUUUUUGAUCUAAAAUCUUUUUUAAUGUACUUGUGUGUAUAUUAUGUGAAUGUAUUCAGUCUUGAAUAUAAAGUUCUCUAAGUCAACCAAAAAUAGAAAGACGUUUUCCAAUGUUGUCUGGCGUAUUUUUACCUGAAAUACCUGGUUGUGAUCUUAAAGCCAAAAUACAUGAUACAAUUGAUAACAUGGAUAACGUCGAAACCGACGCACAACGUUAGCCUAAUACCAUUAGGCCCCACUUGGUGGCGCUGAAGCAGCCACCGCCGUGGGCCUAAUUUUAAACGAUUUUGUUUUUGUUAUCUUUCACCAAAAUUUGGGCAAGGCACGAUGUUCGGCUAGGAAAAGGUUUUAGUGUUUUAACGACGUUAAACAAUUGCCAACAGUUGGUCUUUCGUAUAAGUUUUCUGUU